CCUCUUCAUCUCUCUCAUUCUCAGACUCCACAUCUUCUAUUUCACCUCCUACCUCCACCCAAAAGGGGAAAAAAUAGUUUCUUCAAUCUCUCAAAACUUGCUCUUUUUCAACCAAUUUCUUUGUCCUUCAAUUAAUUUUUCCCUUUUGAAGUCUACACAAACUUUUAUCUGAUGAAAAACUCGACUUGUAAUAAUAGCCAUGUCCAAUAUACCAACUUCUCUUUCUGAAAUUUGCCAUACCCUUUUCAGGUUAUUAACUAUGUCCAUAGCUGAUCCCUGGCCUUUUUCUUAAAAAGAGUACCCCACCAUAAAACAACUCCUUUCCUUACAAAUUUUUCUUUCUUAUAUUAUUUUUUUAAGCUUUUCCUAGUUAUACAGUAAUUAAGCAUGGGCAAGUUCCGUGGUUUUAUGCUCAAACACCGGGUCACCACACUUUUCCGAUGCAUGUUUCGGCGACGGCGUUCGACGGCGAGGUACCGCCGACUGGACCCAAUUCCAAGUUGGGGUACAAAAUCCAUUUCUAGGCUCUUGAGCUGGACCCAACGCCUUAAGACAAGAGCCAAGGCUAUAUGCAACAAAGCUCAUUGUUCCAGGUCGGGUCGGAGCUACAUGCAAAUCGGGCAAGACCCGAUUGAAAAGGAAGCUGUAACGGUGCCUAAAGGUCACUUGGCAGUUUAUGUGGGACAAAAAGAUGGUGAUUACAGAAGGGUUUUGGUUCCUGUAAUAUACAUAAAUCACCCUUUGUUUACUGAGUUGCUAAGAGAUGCUGAAGAAGAAUACGGGUUUAAUCACCCGGGUGGUAUCACAAUUCCUUGUCGGAUCUCGGAGUUUGAGCGUGUCCAGACCCGGAUCAAACAGGGUCGGGUCAGGUAACCCGGACAAUGUGAACAUGAAAGUGAUGAGCUGAAAGCGUGAAACAGUGGCAUUUGGAUUACUACGAUGAUGACGAUAAUUAUUCAGAGACAGUUGAGAGUUGUUUUAAGCAUUUUUGUAGUUUUUGUUAAUUACACCUUUUUUUUUUUUUUUUUUUUUUUUUUUUUUUUUUUUUUUGUCUUUUUUAAAUUUCGGAGGUUUCACUUCUGAUGUAAGAGUAGUUUAUUGAUGUACAGUAUAGAGGAAACUUCCGAUCUCUUUCCAGUAUAUUUUGCUUUUCUUGGCCUUUUUUGGUGUGUGUGCAAAUAGUACCAUUUUUUUGGUAGGCGUUCAGUUGCUAA
Nicotiana tabacum (common tobacco) is the source of this 1214-nucleotide messenger RNA. RefSeq names its product auxin-responsive protein SAUR36-like. Gene Ontology annotation, biological process: response to auxin. Lineage: Eukaryota; Viridiplantae; Streptophyta; Magnoliopsida; Solanales; Solanaceae. The record is from RefSeq and is a predicted model, not a curated record.